AUGAAAAUAAUGAAAAUAUAGUAAUUGCAAAAAGAGUUAGAAGCAUUUCAAAAAUAGCUAAAAUAAGCACUUCCAACAAUAAUUAAUAGAGUAACCUAGGAUAUAGGAUAAAUGCUUUAUUUUGAGAAAUUGUUUAAAGAUUAAAAGCCUAGUUCAGUUUAAUAAUUAUAUUUUUAAAGUCUUCUUCGAUUAGAUCCUCAUAUAGCGAGAUAAUAACCAUAAUUAGAUGAACCAAUUUAGAGUAUUAAUGAGUUAAUACAUUUGUAUUUUGAAUAACAAAUUGAAAAAUUGUAGGAAAUGGUAUUAAUUGAGAAAGAAGUAAAAAUGAUGAAAGAAUUGGAAGAAUUAUAAGUAAGUUAAGAGAGUACAUAAAUUUAAAAUGCUUCAAUAGAAAUGGAAUAAUAAAAAGGUAUGGAGAUUGAAAAAUAAAAUAUGGAAGAAGUAUGUAAUAAAAUAAAAAGGAAAUAUUACAGAUAAACAUAAACACCAAAUUGUGAUUAUUGUUUUUGUGGAAAUUAACUACAUUAUAAAUAGAUAGUAAAAUGUCAUUUGUGUGAAAAACAUUUUCAUGUGAAUUGUUUAGAUAAAAGUUAUGAUGAAAGAUAUGUUAAGAAUUUUACAUGUCCAAGAUGUACUUUAUAUCAUAUGGAUUAAUUUUGUGAAAUAAUAUCAGUAAUAAUAGAACCAUUUUCAUUUAAGAAAACUGGUUUAACAAGCACAAAAACUGUUAAAUUUAAAUCAGAUACAAAUAAGAUAGAUGUUAGAUGUAUUAGAAUGGAUUGUCCAUUAUCAGCAGAAGAAAUAACAUGGCCAGAUUUAGGAGAAUUACAUAUAAAUAAUAAAAAAGUAGCUGAAUUUAUUCCUUUGGCUUAAUAGAGUUGUUAACAUAAACGUAAAGAUGAGAAAUUAAUAUGUACAAUUCCAUAAAAUGAAGAAUGUUCAUUAAUGAUAAAAGAAACCAUUCCAGGUAUGGAAUAGAAACGAAAAUAUAGAAUUUUAGGUGAAUAAUUACAUUAUGUUGCUGCUUAUAAGACUAAACAAUAUUCAGCUAAACAAUUGAUUGAAAAGAUUAUAUCAUGUGGUGAAAAUUGGAUGAGUGUAGAAUAAGCUUAAGAUUUUAUUAUACUUUAGAUGAAUUACAUAUCAUCUACAGGUAUUAAAUAAAUUAAAUAAACUAUUUCUUUAUUGUGUUGUUUGUGUUCUACAUUAAUGGUUACUCCUGUUAGAGGAAUCUAUUGCAAUCAUAUUUAAUGUUUCUCAUUAGAAAACUAUUUAUUGAUGCUUGAAUUGUCUAAUCCAAGAAAAUGGAGAUGUCCCAUUUGUAAAGCUAAAUUAUUCAAAUUGUAAAUUGAUGCUUUAUAAUAUACUAUCUUGUAAACUAUUAGAUAAUACAAUUUAUCAGAAAAAUACACUGAAAUUUCAUUUGAUCAUAUGGGAAAUAUUUUAGAUGAUCUCAUUUCUAAAUAUCUAGAUUUUCAUAUUUUACCAGAACAUGCUAAAAUUACCAAAAAUAGAAUAUUACAAUUAGAAACAUUAAGCAAUUAAAGAAAAGAAAUCGAUAAUGAAAUUGAUGAAUCUGAACAACAAAUUAAUAGAUCUGUAAAUCCUAAUUCAAUUGUUAUAGAAUGAAUAUUCAAUUAUAAUUAUAUAAUAAAUUAUAAAAUAAUAUUAUUUCCAUGUUAAUCCUAAUUUCAUAUACUUUUUUUUUGAAUUCAGAUUUUUAAUUCAGAAGUAUAACAGAUGUUUUGGAAUUCAAUAUGUUCAAUCUAAAUUAUUAAUAUUAACUCAAAAAUAAUAGAUGUAUAAAUAAAAGAGAUUAAAUACAAGAUAAUAAUUAAGAAAUAACUCAAUUACAAUAUUUAACUUAAAGAGAGAGAUUAGAAUCUAAGAAAGAAGUCUUAAAAAUUAGAACAAAAGUUAUUAGAUAUUAAUGUUCUAAUUGAAUAUUCUGAAAAUUCUUUUGCCACAAUUUUCUCAAUAUCUAAUUCUAAAAAAGGUGAACUUUUUGAGAAUAUUGAAUUUGAGAGCUAUAAUUAAUAUAGUAGUUAGAAAUAUGAUAUGUUUAUUAGAUUAACUAAUUUUUGAAGAUGAAGAGAGUAGUUUAAAUAUUGAAUUUAUUCCAAAGAAACAAAGACCAAAUAAAUCAUUAAGUUAAACUAUAACAUCUAUCUCUAAUUUAAAAUUAAUUUGUGUCAAUAUUUUGUAUUUUAGUUUAAUGA
This is a messenger RNA of Paramecium sonneborni, 2219 nucleotides long. NCBI's taxonomy places the organism in Eukaryota, Ciliophora, Oligohymenophorea, Peniculida, Parameciidae. The record is from the annotation of a GenBank genome assembly.